Molecule: messenger RNA, 948 nt
Organism: Catharus ustulatus (Swainson's thrush)
Lineage: Eukaryota; Metazoa; Chordata; Aves; Passeriformes; Turdidae
Product: erythroblast NAD(P)(+)--arginine ADP-ribosyltransferase-like
Exons: 3
Coding region: 115-948 (277 amino acids)
Molecular function (GO): NAD+-protein-arginine ADP-ribosyltransferase activity; NAD+ poly-ADP-ribosyltransferase activity
Source: RefSeq, a predicted model, not a curated record
CGCUGUGAGUCCGAGCUGAUCAAGAAUUCUGGCUCUCUGGUACCUCCAGCUGUGCCAGGGAGUUCACUCCGGCUGAUUUCGUGUCCACACUGCUCCCUGUGGCCUCUCCCCUCCAUGGCCCUCCUGGCUCUCACCCUGGCACUGCUGGCAAUGACCGUGGCCACCACGGUCAUUGAGGAAAAGCCCCUGGACAUGGCCCCGGACUCCUUUGAUGACCAGUACCAGGGCUGUGGCCCUGACAUGGAUGGGGCAUUGCCAGCCCUGAGCCACGCUGAGUUCCAGAAGAAUCCUCUGUUCGCCCAUGUCUGGCCAAAGGCCGAGGCCGAGUGGCAGAGGCAGGUGGACCGUGAGUCCUGUCUGUCCAGAGACCAGGCCGUUGCCAUGAUCACCUACACCAUGGAUGACCUACACAAGGAGUUCAAUGACCAAGUGAGAGUGGCUGGGUGCUCCCACCAGGAAUACCAGGACAAUUUCCAAUUCAAAACGCUGCAUUUCCUGCUGACCGAUGCCCUGACCACAUUGAGGGACACUCAGGAGCAGCAAUGUCACUGUGUGUUGUGUGGGGUGGACAAGUACAAGUUCAAGGCAAAUGUUGGCGACAUCGUCCGGUUUGGUCAAUUCGUGUCAUCCACGCUUUGUGAAAGUGACAUUCAUGAUUUUGGGAAUACCACGAUGUUCAAAGUGCAGACGUGUCACGGUGCAUACAUCGAGGAAUUCUGUAGAUAUCCCUAUAAGGAUGUGGUGUUGAUCCCACCCUUCGAGAAGUUCAACGUGACCAAACUCACCGAGGGCAAGGAGAACGUGUGGAUUGAACUCGACUCCAUUGGGACCUUCAGCAAAUACAACUGCGAGUGGCUGAGAGGCGGAAGUGUCCCCAGGGGCCCCUGCCACAUUGGAGAACUCCUCCUGGCCACCACAGCCCUGGCAGUUACCACUGGGAUCCUCUGA